Messenger RNA from Oryzias melastigma (Indian medaka), 828 nucleotides. RefSeq names its product transmembrane protein 234 (gene tmem234). The transcript is spliced from 6 exons. Bases 342 to 773 code for a protein of 143 amino acids. The record is from RefSeq and is a predicted model, not a curated record. NCBI's taxonomy places the organism in Eukaryota, Metazoa, Chordata, Actinopteri, Beloniformes, Adrianichthyidae.
UAUUCAUAAAGAAAGCUUUUAGGGCAGCAUUCAAGACGUCAACUGUUGAAAAAAGUAGAAUUUUUAAAGCAAAGACUCUUGUAGUCAAAUUUGACUUGUUUUUAUUUUCUAAAAUUUAAAAAUACUUGAUAAUAUUUUUAGAUUUUAUAAAAUAUACUAAAAUUUUAGUUAAACAACAAUCCCCAAAACAUUUGGAGACAAUCGCAGUGUUGAAUGGGACGUUUUGCUAGCUGUUUUCCAGCAAAUUCCCUGUGACAAUGGCGACUUUAGCGUCAGUUGUGCAAAACUAGCUAGCAAUAAUGCUAAGGAAGUGACUUUUCCACGAGGAGUCCACUUCCUAAAUGGUCCCCCCGCUAUAUUUAAGGGAGCUGGUAAGUCUGGUGGUGGUGUCGGUGUUGUGGGGCUGCACCAACCCCUUCCUGAAGAGAGGCACGGAGGGGCUGGAAAAGGUGACACAACCAAACAGGGUGUCACAGAUACUGGCAGAGAUCAAGUUUCUGUUCAUGAACUUCAAGUACCUGGUCCCAUUUCUAAUCAAUCAGGCUGGCUCUGUGUUCUACUACUACACACUGUCCACCACAGAUUUGUCUCUUGCUGUUCCUGUGACCAACUCUCUCACGUUACUUUGCACUCUUCUGACUGGAAAGUUACUGGGUGAAGAGCUUGGAGGAAAAAACGCUGUAUUGGGAAUGAUCCUCACCGUGACUGGUGUCUCUCUUUGCAUCAUAAGCUCCGUCGAUGACGUAGAUAUUAACACACAAAAUGCGUCCUAGCCUGUGUGAUUAAAGCAACUUUCCUGCAGCAUCGAGAGAGUUCUUAGCUGGUAAG